This is a messenger RNA of Xylona heveae TC161, 1510 nucleotides long. Its product is annotated as NAD(P)-binding protein. Lineage: Eukaryota; Fungi; Ascomycota; Xylonomycetes; Xylonales; Xylonaceae. Gene Ontology annotation, biological process: sphingolipid biosynthetic process. The transcript is spliced from 3 exons. Gene Ontology annotation, molecular function: 3-dehydrosphinganine reductase activity. The record is from RefSeq and is a predicted model, not a curated record. Gene Ontology annotation, cellular component: endoplasmic reticulum membrane. Bases 96 to 1259 code for a protein of 387 amino acids.
GUUAGACUAUUUACUGUUUAUCGGUCCAAGGAUAAAUACUCUGCGGAAUUCUUCCAACUGCCUGAGCCAGACACGGACUGCCUGGAUUGACACAAAUGGCCCUCGGCUUCUUCUGGGCCACUAUCCUCCUAGGAUUUUUUGCGUCCGUGCUAGCUCUCGACAUCAUGGGCCUGUUCCGCCGGAAAAAUCACUUUCCAGUGGAAGGACGUACUGUCCUGAUCACCGGUGGCUCUCAAGGCAUGGGCCGAGGAGUCGCAAAACUCCUAGCCCAGAAGGGCGCAAACGUGCUCAUUGUCGCGCGCGACGUCAAAAAGCUCGAGUCCGCCGUCGAAUACAUUCAGGCCGCCGCCAAAUCUCCCGCGCAGCGUUUCCACUACAUCAGCGCGGACCUCAUGAACCCCGCCGAAAGCGAGCGCAUUAUGCACGAAGCCGCCGUAUGGAACAACAACAACCCGCCCGACGUCGUAUGGUGUAUCGCGGGGUCCGCCGCUCCGGAAUUGUUCCUCAACACCCCCGUCGAGCGCCACAGGCAGCUCAUGGACAGCAACUACUGGUCCGCAGCAUACCUAGCGCAUGCGACUCUGCGAUCCUGGUUCAAGCCCCGCACUCCUCCUCCCGCAACGCCCGCUUCUACCACUACAACAAGCAAGUCCGUUUCCGAGACCGAAACCCCCGUAACUACAAAGGAACAAUCCGCUUCCCAGGCUGCUGCCACUCCUCCUGCGCGCCACCUCAUUUUCACAUCUUCUGUUCUCGCCUUCUACCCUAUCAUUGGAUAUAACGGCUACUCUCCUGCCAAAGCGGCGCUGCGUUCUCUUUCCGACGCGCUCUCGCAGGAGAUCAACCUCUACAAUGGAGCACGUCAUCACAACCCUUCCCUAGGCCCCACCGCAGAUGUCAAAGUCCACACUGUCUUCCCCGGCACCAUAUAUACCCCUGGAUACGAGCACGAGAACGAGACCAAGCCGGCGAUUACAAAACUCCUCGAGGCGGGCGAUCCGGGCCAAACCGAGGAUGAGUGCGCCGCUGUCAGCGUCCGCGGCCUCGAGCGCGGAGAGUACUUGAUCACUGUCGCCUUCUUGGGCUCCGCCAUGCGCGCGUGCGCCUGGGGUGGAAGCCCCCGCGGAAACUUCCUCCUCGAUACCCUCAUGACCUGGAUCACGAGUAUCGCGUGGCUCUUCAUUCAGCCAGACAUGGACAAGAAAGUAUGGCGUUGGGGUCGCGCUAAUGGCAUGCCAAAGGAUGCCAAGUCUGCGUAGGGGUCGGUUCGUACAUCGUACGGGAGACAAGUGAACCUCUGUUUGUCUUUUCUUUUCUUUUCUUUUCUUUACUUUUCCCUUUCUCCUUUCCUUUUCGCCCCUUGAUUUCUCAUUUUCCGAUGCAUAUCAGCACUGAUCGCGAGCAUUGAAAAUGACGGCAAGCUAUUUUCCCCGCCUGAUAUCACGGGACAAUCACAAUCAUCAUACCCAUUCCAUAUGUAUAUAUAUAUACUUAUAUUACUAUGAAGGAC